AUGCAACAAGGUGAUCGACAUAUUCUUCUUCUUCUAGAUGGUACAAUGUCACAUGCAACUGAUGAUUUAAAACUUACUAAUACAAAAUAUACCAUUGACUGUGAUGAGGCUGGUGAGACUAAAAUAUAUAAAGUUGAUCAAUUAACAGCAAUCUUUUAUGAGAUUCGCUUAGAUAAUAAAGUUGUUGAUAAUUUAAAUAAUUCAAUAGAAAUCCUAUCACCCUGUCACCCUAUGAGCCUUGAAAAUUUUACAAGUCCACAAGAAGAGAUUAACUUGAUGCAUCAAGAAUUCACUGAUAUUGAGAUGCUAGAAGUAUCAGCACCAGCAGAAGAAGAUAAUGAAGACAAUUCAUCAGAUGAUAAUUCUCCUCCCACUACUCUUUCAAACAAAGCAAAGCUUGAAGCUAUUCGUAAUGUAAUUAACCUUUUUAAUAAAACUGCUUAUAAUCAAAACCACAACAUAGUGCAUCGGGCAUUGCGUGCAUUAUAG
Messenger RNA from Racocetra persica, 489 nucleotides. The record is from the annotation of a GenBank genome assembly. Lineage: Eukaryota; Fungi; Glomeromycota; Glomeromycetes; Diversisporales; Gigasporaceae.